Messenger RNA from Neoarius graeffei (lesser salmon catfish), 865 nucleotides. RefSeq lists its product as uncharacterized. The transcript is spliced from 3 exons. Bases 62 to 739 code for a protein of 225 amino acids. Lineage: Eukaryota; Metazoa; Chordata; Actinopteri; Siluriformes; Ariidae. The record is from RefSeq and is a predicted model, not a curated record.
UAAAGAAAGGCUCAAGUGUGCAUCCUUGCUCUUACUUCUGCAGUUUUGACCAAGAGAAGAGAUGGUGUGUUCUGGAGUGCUGGGAUUCAUCCUGCUCUUUCUGCUCCAUCCAGCUUUAGGGAUUGGCAAUCUCCAAAACAUCAUCAAUAAGCUCCAUCAGAGGUAUGGAGUUAAUAAUCAAUAUGCUUUGGGCAUUAAUGUCCCAGAUACAUAUUGUAACGUAGUUGCUGAUCCCGACCAGAACUUCCUCUCACAGGAUAAUGAUGCACAGAAGGUGAAAAAUGCCAUGAAUGGUCCUAAUAGAAUUUACAAGGGUCACGAGCUGAUUGGUGCCAGACCAAAACCAAUCGGUAAUACAGGGAACAACUUCCACUCAGAGUAUCUAUUGCUGAUUAGUUCCAAUGAAUUUCACCAGUCGCUCAUGCAAACCCUCCUGAAUAAUCUUUCUACUGGCUGUGCAGUUUUCUUCACCCUGAACUCCCCCUGUGUUCGGACCUGCUCAACACCUAACGGGCCCUACAGCAUCAUUCCAGCUCUCAACAUGUUCAACAACCACAAUGGUCCAAAAGCUUUUGUUUUUCGUGAAAUUUGGCAUCAUGAUGUUGGUACCACUAAUUGGAAAGACAAUAUACUUGAGGUAAACCAACGCAUUCCACUUUACCGCUGCACAGCCAAUGGAUGUGUCCGCUGUGUAAACAACAAUGUAAUUAACGACACUUGCUAUAAGAAGACUGUCUAAGAUAUGCUUGUUGUAAUGUGAUUUGAAUGGCAACAUCAUCUUUUUAAAUGGUUUAAUUGAAAAGUUUUAAUUGAUAUACGAAUGUUAGCAACAAAUAUUAGUCUAUUGAUCUGCUAAAAAAAUUCC